AUGAGAGCCGUUAUCGUUUCACAGGAAGGUCAUUCCCGAGAAACAUAUAAGCAGUGCGCAGACUAUACGGAUAUUUGGAGUACAGAGAGUCGACUGCAAGUGAAGACCCCGGAACAGUGACACAUUGUCCCGGCUUUUUAUUUCCAGAAAGGCAUGGGGGGAUUUAGAUCUCGACAAGGCAGCACUGGUUAGAAGAUCGCACUAGCAGAGGGAGGACAGUGAAUAAGGACCUCGCCACAGAGAGGAACUGCACAACUUUGACCGUCUCAUCAGUAAGCUGGUGGGCUCCAAUAUCCCGGCUGAUGACUGUCCCUCAGGUGGCUGGACUACAGGGCUGAGUGGGAAGCCUGUGCGUUUGCUGAGGGUGGUGCCCUGGCUUGUAUGUUGGUCACUUGCACUUGUACUCUCUCACAAGGACCAUGUGGUUUUCUCCCGGGAGAAAUCGUUUCCCCUCGCAGAACUGGCAGGGUGCCUAUAAUUGCACCAAUUUCAGCGUGUCCUUGUGGGUGUUAAGUUUUUGUUGGUGCUUUGCGGCUGUGAGCAGUCAGAACUACCAUCCCACUGUGAACACACAGUACGGGAAACUCCGAGGGGUGAGGGUUCCCCUGCCCAGCGAGAUUCUCGGGCCGGUCGACCAGUAUCUGGGGAUUCCGUACGCUGCCUCCCCCGUGGGAGAAAAACGUUUCAUGCCCCCAGAGCCUCCUUCUUCCUGGUCAGGAAUCAAGAACGCCACCCAUUUUGCUCCUGUCUGCCCUCAAAAUAUACACAAUGCUGUGCCAGAGAUAAUGAUGCCAAUAUGGUUCACUUUCAACCUGGAUAUAGUUACCACGUACAUACAGGAUCAACAUGAGGAUUGUCUUUACCUAAACAUCUAUGUUCCAACAGAGGAUGGGGCCCAUGCAAAAAAACAGGGCGAGGAUUUAUCGGAUAACGACGGUGAUGAAGAUGAAGACAUACGAGACACUGGGGCCAAGCCCGUGAUGGUCUACAUCCAUGGAGGGUCCUACAUGGAGGGGACAGGCAACAUGAUCGAUGGGAGUGUCCUGGCCAGCUAUGGAAAUGUCAUCGUUAUCACUCUCAACUACCGCGUUGGAGUCCUCGGAUUCCUCAGCACGGGUGACCAGGCAGCUAAAGGGAACUAUGGACUCUUGGACCAGAUCCAGGCUUUGAGAUGGAUCAGCGAGAACAUCGGCUUCUUUGGAGGAGAUUCCAAUCGCAUCACUGUGUUUGGUUCUGGGAUUGGAGCUUCUUGUGUCAGCCUGCUCACCCUCUCCCACCACUCUGAAGGUCUGUUCCACAGAGCCAUCAUUCAGAGCGGGUCAGCCCUCUCCAGCUGGGCAGUGAACUAUCAGCCGGUCAAGUAUACACGUCUCCUGGCAGAGAAGGUGGGCUGUAAUGUGCUGGACACGUCAGACAUGGUGGACUGUCUGAGGAAGAAGAGCUCCAGGGAGCUGGUGGAGCAGGACAUACAGCCUGCAAGGUACCACGUGGCCUUUGGACCUGUAAUUGAUGGUGAUGUUAUCCCCGAUGACCCUGAGAUCCUAAUGGAGCAAGGAGAGUUUCUCAACUAUGAUAUCAUGCUGGGUGUCAACCAGGGUGAAGGGCUCCGGUUUGUGGAGAACGUGGUGGAUUCAGAGGACGGCGUGUCUGGAAAUGACUUUGAUUUUUCUGUGUCUGAUUUUGUGGACAGUCUGUACGGGUACCCAGAAGGCAAGGAUACGCUUAGGGAGACCAUUAAGUUCAUGUACACAGACUGGGCAGACAGGGACAAUCCCGAGACCAGACGAAAGACAUUGGUGGCUUUAUUUACCGACCACCAGUGGGUUGAGCCGUCAGUGGUCACGGCUGAUCUCCACGCUCGCUAUGGCUCACCCCCUACUUCUAACGCCUUCUACCACCACUGCCAGAGCCUGAUGAAGCCUGCCUGUCUGAUGGCCGCCCAUGGCGAUGAGGUGCCUAUGUUUUUUGGAAUUCCUAUGAUUGGUCCCACUGACCUUUUCCCCUGUAACUUCUCCAAGAACGAUGUCAUGCUGAGUGCUGUAGUCAUGACCUACUGGACCAACUUUGCCAAGACUGGGGAUCCCAACAAACCAGUUCCCCAAGAUACCAAGUUCAUCCACACCAAGGCCAAUCGCUUUGAAGAGGUGGCCUGGUCCAAGUACAACCCCCAGGAUCAGCUGUACCUGCAUAUUGGCCUGAAGCCACGUGUGCGCGACCACUACCGUGCCACCAAAGUGGCCUUCUGGAAACACCUAGUGCCCCACCUGUACAACCUCCACGACAUGUUCCACUACACCUCCACCACCACCAAAGUGCCACCCCCAGAGACCACGCAGAACACACUGUCCACCAAGAGGCCCAAUGGGAAAAACUGGCCAUUCAACACCAAGAGGCCACCUAUGUCCCCGGCCUACAACAGUGAGGACAAAGACUGGGGCGAAGAUGAGGAGACAGGACCACUGGUAGUAGAGAACCCACGGGAUUACUCUACAGAGCUCAGUGUCACUAUCGCUGUUGGGGCCUCACUGCUGUUCCUCAAUGUCCUGGCUUUCGCAGCCCUCUACUAUCGCAAGGACAAGCGGCGGCAGGACUCCGGCCACGGGCAGCCCAGCCCUCAGCGGCAGACCACCUCCAACGACAUUGGCCACCACGCGCCGGAGGACGAGAUCAUGUCGUUGCAGAUGAACCAGACGCAUCAUGAGUGUGAGGCAGGGAACAGCAAUGAGGGGGCACUGCGCUUGGCCUCGCUGCCUGACUACACACUCACACUCCGGCGCUCUCCGGAUGACAUCCCCCUGAUGACCCCCAACACCAUCACCAUGAUCCCCAAUUCCUUGGUAGGCAUGCCCAACCUGCACCCCUACAACACCUUCACAACUGGCUUCAACUCCACCGGCCUGCCUCACUCUCACUCAACCACCCGCGUAUAGCUUUAAGGAGGCCAGGGGCAGCCGGCGCAAACGGGGGAGGAAGAGGCAGUGGUGCAGGGGUGGAAGAGGAGGAGCGGGAGGAUGAACGAAUGGAGAAGAGGA
Molecule: messenger RNA, 3032 nt
Organism: Archocentrus centrarchus (flier cichlid)
Lineage: Eukaryota; Metazoa; Chordata; Actinopteri; Cichliformes; Cichlidae
Gene: nlgn3a
Product: neuroligin 3a
Cellular component (GO): membrane
Molecular function (GO): neurexin family protein binding
Source: RefSeq, a predicted model, not a curated record